Aspergillus pseudotamarii is the source of this 364-nucleotide messenger RNA. RefSeq lists its product as uncharacterized. The transcript has a single exon. The record is from RefSeq and is a predicted model, not a curated record. The annotation marks the transcript as partial. NCBI's taxonomy places the organism in Eukaryota, Fungi, Ascomycota, Eurotiomycetes, Eurotiales, Aspergillaceae.
AGGUCAAUAGACAGACAGCGCUACGUGUCCUAUCACGCUUAGACCAACAUAACCCACGGACCAUGAACAAUCCAUCCAUCCAUCCAUGCACGUACAAUCAUGCAACCACCCCGACCAAAGCCAACACUCACCAACCAACCACACCUCCCCCAGUACGUACACCAAAAAUUAAAAACCCAUAUCCAACGUCCAUAAACGAUAACAACCAACCAGCCCAUCCAUCCCACCGUUCAUAUGAUCUGAUCUGAUAUGAUAUGAUAUGCCAUGAGCUCCCCUACCCAAGAUCGACAGUCCAUACAUAGUGUGUCCCUUCAUCCGUGUCAAAACAGCACUAAACGGGCAGAAACAAGGUCAUGCGACCACU